Molecule: messenger RNA, 3323 nt
Organism: Equus quagga
Lineage: Eukaryota; Metazoa; Chordata; Mammalia; Perissodactyla; Equidae
Gene: HSPBAP1
Product: HSPB1 associated protein 1
Exons: 8
Coding region: 1503-2957 (484 amino acids)
Molecular function (GO): 2-oxoglutarate-dependent dioxygenase activity
Source: RefSeq, a predicted model, not a curated record
CUGGCCGGCGCGGUCCGGCCGGCCGCGGACCAGCCCCGCGCGUAAGCGGCCGGAAGAGGCGGGGGCCGAAGCUGCUUGGGUCGCCUUCGGCCUCCUGGCCGCGCCUGGUGCGCCUGCGCCGUACGAGCCGGUCCCAGGUGGGGAGGCGGGGCUGGGACGGCCGGCUGUCAGGAAAGAGACCAGAGAGGGAGUGGACUCGGGUCCUGGAGAGAGGACGGAGAGGAUCUGAAAAGGCAGGCAGGAGCGCGGCUGAGCCCGGGGCACGGGAAUCUCCCAGAGAGGGCUGUGUUAGAGGAGGUUGGGCAAGGAACACGGGGUUGCUGGAGGAAGUGCCCAAGUUCACAUCAUGUGCCUAAUAAACAAGUCGGAGACCUCCGGUCGCUUAAGCUACUUAAUGCUUGCUUCUAUAUUGGGUUUAUUCUUAUUUUUCUUGGAUUUAUAACUUCAGAAAUUAUAGGGGGAGAUAGGAUAAAAUUGAGGCGUAGGGGGGACUAGAAGAUUGCUGCAUGAAAAUAAUUUCUUGUUUUUUACGUACAGCAAGAAAUGCCUAGUUUUAUCAGCUUUCUUUUUGUGUCGUACAUACCCAAUGAGGAGAUAAUAAAGUAGCCAAUUUAAUUCAUCUGUAUAUACAUGGAUAAAGACAUAGAUAUCUUCCUAUCCAUUUUCUUGUCGCUUAAUAGACGAGCAAACAAAGAUAUGUUGAUUAAGGCUGGAAGAUUUCUGCCCCCAAACGACCUCGAUUCGUCUCCAGUUAUUAUGAUUUUGAUCAAAGAGUAAAUGAGGAGAAGGGUGAGGGUUGUUGAUCUCUUGCUCAAGCAGCCGAUUGUUUAUUUGGUAUACAAAUCCAGAAGCCUGACAGGUGUCGGUUAGUGUCCUUGAAAACCUAAGUCAAGCGAUUUGGCUUGUCUAGGUCGGGAAAUGAGUCACGGGGAACGCAAUUAAAAGACAUUUGCCUGAGGUUCGUAUUCUCCGGCAGCCAAGAAAACCAGAUGGAGUCAUGUUACUGCCAGAAGGGCAAGGGAGGUGGAAGAGAAACGUGAGCUCUCCUGGCAUCCAGGGCUGGUUAAGAGCGGCUGCAGAGCAAGCGAACGCAGAGCCACAUUCCACUGUCCCGAGCCCCACAAAAAAAGCAAACCGUCCCCUAAAACUCCAGUACGGUUGGGUGGCAAAGAGCGCCAAGGUGGAAAGGAAGGGCCUGACUGGAAAACGAGGAGAAGCAGAAAUGAAGCCAAGAAAAGACUACAGUGAAAGGAAGGCUAAGCUCUGGGGAAGGUAACAGGCGCCACAGCCUACACCACGUGCUUCCGUUUCAACAACAGGGAAAUCAAAACAAAUCUGCGGGGCCCCGCCCAGCCCGUCACGUGACUCCACGUGAGCGGCGCUUCCCGGGGACCCCGGAAAAGUCCUUCCGGUGGUACUGCCUCAGAACGCGGUUUUGGCACUCGUCGUGUCCCACUCCCACUCCACUUUUGGGUCCGGGCGGAGCCCUUGUUGUGCUAGCCAUGGCUGCAGGCCCGGGGGCGACCUCCGAUACGGGCCCUGCAGCUGGAGCUGGCCAGGAGGCAGGUGAACCUGUCAAACCUUUUACACCAGAGAAAGCAAAAGAAAUUAUAAUGUCUUUAGAACAACCCGCAGUCUUCUGUAACAUGGUUUUUGAUUGGCCAGCGCAACACUGGACUGCUGAACACCUUUCGGAGGUCCUUCCUGGCAAGCGGAUACGAUUCAGGAUGGGACUGAAAAGCACUGAUACAGCUCCUCAGUUUGAAACUGCCUGUAGUUACGCAGAAGCAACACUUGAAGAGUUUCUGACCUGGAACUGUGGCCAACCUUGUAUUUCUGGACCAUUUAGAGAUUAUGAUCAUUCUAAGUUCUGGGCUUAUGCUGACUAUAAAUAUUUUGUCAAUCUGUUUGAAGACAAGACAGAUAUUUUCCAGGAUGUGAUUUGGUCUGACUUCGGAUUUCCUGGAAGAAAUGGACGGGAAAGUACAUUGUGGAUCGGCUCCCUGGGGGCCCAUACACCCUGUCAUCUGGACUCCUACGGUUGCAACUUAGUAUUCCAGGUCCAAGGAAGGAAAAGAUGGCAUCUCUUUCCUCCUGAAGAUACUCCUUUCCUUUAUCCAACUAGAAUCCCUUAUGAAGAAUCUAGCGUGUUCAGCAAAGUCAAUGUUGUCAAUCCUGAUUUAAAACGUUUUCCUCAGUUCCGGAAAGCUCGAAGACAUAUGGUUGCGCUGAGCCCAGGACAGGUUCUCUUUGUUCCCAGACACUGGUGGCAUUAUGUAGAAUCCAUUGAUCCUGUCACUGUCAGUGUAAACUCGUGGAUUGAGCUGGAAGAAGAUCACCAGGCCCGGGUAGAAGAGGCAAUCACACGCACACUUGUAUGUGCCCUGAAAACUGCAGAGGAUCCGCACAACACCAGAGCUUGGUUAAACCCAACCGAGGUAGAGGAAACAUCUCAUGAAGUCAAUUGUCGCUACUUAAAUGGAGCCGUUUCUGCCUUUUUUAAUCAUUACCGAACAUCUAAGGUAAUAGAAAUGCAAGCGCUGAGAACAAAUGGGGAAGAAUUAAAUGUGCACAACCACAUGGAGGUGGGACAAACAGGUCGCCAGAACUUAACCUUGGAAACAGUGAAACAGGAGGCAGCAAGUCCCUUUGGCCCUGAUCUGGUUCCUGUAAUACAGAGUCCUGAAGAAGCUCCCUCAGAAAGAGGAGGCAUAUUUGAAAGUGACGGUAAAGACUUUGUUGGCAAAGAUGGAGAACACUUUGGAAAAUUGCAUAAUACCAAGAGGCAACGAAGGAUGAGUAGAAGUGAGAAUGCAAUUGUGGAACAAGUUGCUUCACAUGGUACUACGGCCCCUUCUCAAACACUCAUUUCUACAGAUGACUUGCUGGACUGCUUGGUGAAUCCACAGGUAACCAGGAUAGUGGCACAACUUUUGAUACAAGGAAGAAAUUUGUGAUUCUAAUAGAAAAUGACUUUUUAAAUAAUAUUUUAAAAUAUCUUUUAAAUAGUAUGAUUUUUAAGUAAAAGAACAGCAGAAGGUCAGUUUGCACAUGCUUGUAAAUGUACAUGUUCUCACCUGGUUAAAUUUCAGCCUCCUGCCACCUUCUUGCAAGCACGUUGCUCUUUGGCCACACUAGCUCUUUGUUAUUUGUAGGCCCUCUUUCCUCACUGCCUUUAUCUUUCCUCUCCCAUCCCAUCCCUGCAGCCUAUCUCAAAUGUAAGCCCCAAGUAUUCUCAACAGGAAGUAGUCUCUCCAUCAGCCUCAAACAGGGGUCAGCCUGCUGCUUGUUUUUGUAAAUAAAGUUUUAUUGGAACGCAGCCA